This is a messenger RNA of Ceratotherium simum simum (southern white rhinoceros), 2939 nucleotides long. RefSeq names its product polypeptide N-acetylgalactosaminyltransferase 15 (gene GALNT15). Gene Ontology annotation, cellular component: Golgi apparatus. Gene Ontology annotation, biological process: protein O-linked glycosylation. Lineage: Eukaryota; Metazoa; Chordata; Mammalia; Perissodactyla; Rhinocerotidae. The record is from RefSeq and is a predicted model, not a curated record. Gene Ontology annotation, molecular function: polypeptide N-acetylgalactosaminyltransferase activity.
CUUGGCUCCGGCUGUGUCUGGCAGAGGUCCUCUGGCUGAGCGCGGAGCUAUGUGUGAAAGGAAACCAGGCACUGCCUGCCGGCUUCACAUCUGUUGAUCUGACCUGACUGGAAGCGUCCAAAGGAGGACGGCUGUCAGCUCUGCUGGACCGAGGACCCGCCAGCUCCCCCCCACAUCGCAUAGCAACCUGAUCACGCGUGCAGGGGGGAAACGAAAUACAUGGGACUAAAGCCCUGAGCAGAAUGGAAUAACGAUUUUUUUUCCCAAGGAUAAAAAGGAGUAAAAGGGGGGCAAACAAUUCAGUUUGAAGUCCCCGUGAGUGGGCUUUCAGAAGGCAAUUAAAGGAAUCCACUCACAGAGGAUUGGGUGGGACUUGGGUCCCGUGGCUCUCUGAUUGUAAGUGAAGCUGGUCUUACACACGCUGUUGGCAAAUGUCAGAUGGGAAAACAGGAGCAGGUUAAGUGACGAUCAAAGAACUUCCAGGUGGAACCAGGAACCCAGGUUCUGCUGUCAGCUUGAAGGAACCUGGAGCAGGAGGAGAAAGUGAACUUGAACAUGACCUGUUGCAUUUGGCAAGUUCCGGCAACAUGCUCCUAAGGAAGCGAUGCAGGCAUGGACCACGCAGACUGCAGUUCUUGCUCCUCUUCCUGAUGCUGGGAUGCGUGCUGCUGCUGGUGGCCAUGCUGCAUCCCCCCCCGCACGCCCUGCACCAGGCCGUCACAGCCCAGGUCACCAAGCGCAGCCCUGACGCUGAGUACCGCCUGAACUUUGGGGACUCCCAGGAAUGGGUGCUUGAGGCCGAGGAUGAGGGCCAAGACUAUGACCCCCUGGAGGGCCUGCCGCCCUUUAUCUCGCUGCGGGAGGAUCAGCUCCUGGUGGCUGUGGCCUCACCCAGGGUCAGAAGGAACCAGAGCCAAGGCAGGAGAGGUGGCAGCUACCGGCUCAUCAAGCGGUCAAGCAGGAGGCAGGACAAGGAGGUCCCAGAGAGGGACUGGGGGGCCGAGGAGGAGGACCAGGAGGUAUCUGAAGAUGAGCUAACCCCUCUCAGCCUGGAGGAGGCGCUCAGUGCCCGCAUCCCCCUGCAGAGGGCGCUGCCCGAGGUACGGCAUCCGCUGUGUCUGCAGCAGCACCCUGGGGACAGCCUGCCCACAGCCAGUGUCAUCCUCUGUUUCCAUGACGAGGCCUGGUCCACCCUCCUGAGAACUGUGCACAGCAUCCUCAACACAGCGCCCAGGGCCCUCCUGAAGGAGAUCAUCCUGGUGGACGACUUCAGCCAGCAAGGACAACUCAAGUCUGCUCUCAGUGAAUACGUGGCCAGGCUGGAGGGGGUGAAGUUGCUCAGGAGCAACAAGAGGCUGGGCGCCAUCAGGGCCCGGAUGCUGGGGGCCACCAGGGCCACCGGGGACGUGCUGGUCUUCAUGGAUUCCCACUGUGAGUGCCACCCGGGCUGGCUGGAGCCCCUCCUCAGCAGAAUAGCUGGUGACAGGAGCCGGGUGGUGUCUCCAGUCAUAGAUGUGAUUGACUGGAAGACUUUCCAGUAUUACCCCUCCAAGGACCUGCAGCGCGGGGGGUUGGACUGGAAGCUGGCUUUCCACUGGGAGCCUUUGCCGGAGCAUGAAAGGAAGGCGCUCCAGUCCCCCAUCAGCCCCAUCAGGAGCCCUGUGCUGCCCGGCGGGGUCGUGGCCAUGGACAGACAUUACUUCCAAAACACUGGAGCGUAUGACCCUCUCAUGUCACCGAGGGGUGGCGAAAACCUCGAACUGUCUCUCAAGGCCUGGCUCUGUGGUGGCUCCGUUGAAAUCCUUCCCUGCUCUCGGGUGGGGCACAUCUACCGAAAUCAGGAUGCCUAUGCCCCCCUUGACCAGGAGGCCACCCUGCGGAACAAGGUUCGCAUUGCCGAGACCUGGCUGGGCUCGUUCAAAGAAACCUUCUACAGGCACAGCCCAGAGGCCUUCUCCUUGAGCAAGGCUGAGAAGCCGGACUGCACAGAACGCUUGCAGCUGCAAAGGAGACUGGGUUGUCGGAUGUUCCACUGGUUUCUGGCCAACAUCUACCCUGAGCUGUACCCAUCUGAAUGCAGGCCCAGGUUCUCUGGAAAGCUCCACAACACUGGACUUGGCUUCUGUGCAGACUGCCAGGCAGAAGGGGACAUCCUGGGCUGUGCCAUGAUGCUGGCUCCUUGCAGUGACAGCCGGCAGCAACAGCACCUGAAGCACACCGGCAGGAAGGAGAUCCAUUUUGGCAGCCCACAGCACCUGUGCUUCGAUGUCAGGCAAGAGCAGGUGAUUCUUCAGAACUGCACGGAGGAAGGCCCCGCCAUCCAUCAGCAGCACUGGGACUUCCAGGAGAAUGGAAUGAUUGUCCACGUUCUUUCUGGGAAAUGCAUGGAAGCCGUGGUGCAGGAAAACAAUAAAGAUUUGUACUUGCGCCAGUGUGACGGAAAAGCCAGCCAGUUGUGGCAAUUUGACAAAGUCAACACUGUGGAUGAACGAUGAAUGACAGCAUCAGGAGGAAAAGCGAAGUUUGGCCAUGGCGGUUCAACCCCAAGGGAACUAAAAGAGCAUGUAUAUUUCAUGAAGUGGACCCUGUUGUGUUUGUGCUCCUGGUGAUAGUAGAGAAGAAAGCUCCAUGAACGAGUAUAGAAAAGUCUCUCCUUCUCACAUCUUAUUUCAUUGACUGCUGGCUGUUUUAGAAAAAGAAAAAAAACGGAUUCAUUGUCUCAUUGUCUUCAUCACUGGUAGAUGAUCAUUACAUAGCACAGAAGAUUCUUCAUUUUUUUCCAUUGACCACUUAAUAGUUGCUUUAAUCUCUGACUAAGAGGCCUGGAUAUUCUAUGGCAGUGCCUUCAGGAUACAUAAAUCCAAUCUAUCAGUUUAUUUCCAAUGGCCUUACCUUGGAUUGUCUGCAUACCCAACCAUGAAAAUUGAAGUGUGAAGAGG